AUGGGUCACAACCGUGAUGACGAGGCCGACGAAUCGAACCUGAAUUACCCGUCGCCAGGGGCCGAAACCAUGGAUACGGGCCCCUUCUACAAUGCAAACGGACGAGACGACACGCAAGAAACUCAUGAACACACGGAUCAGCAUGUGGACAACCAUGUGCCCGGCCCUGACGACCAAAGUCAUCUUCACGCAGAAAACCCAGAGCAAGACCAUCAAGAUGUGUCGCGGCCAGCCAACUUGGAAGAGCUGCAACUCGCUGCGCAGCUCGGCCAGGGACUGGCUGGUGCGGGAAUUAUAUCAGCGACAGAUCCAAACAUGAGCGUCGACGAGACUGGCAUGCGUAGUAUCAUGCCUCAUCCCGAACCGGACCAUCACGGUGCCCCGAACUAUGUGCACGAUACCCCUACCUCGGACCACAUUGUCCAGCACAGCAUGCAAGUGCCUCUUGGCCCGCCUCUCGCCCAGUACAACAUGGGAGAUGGGGUUCCACCCAGGAAACGCUCCAAGGUCUCGCGUGCCUGCGACGAAUGCCGACGGAAAAAGAUCAAAUGCGACGCGCAGACCGACACUGGCGAGGCCCCGUGUUCGAGCUGCGCGCGGUCUGUCAUUCGCUGUCUAUUCAGCCGCGUGCCGCAGAAAAGAGGGCCUAGCAAAGGCUACAUAAAAGAGCUCGCCGACCGAAUUAACAGCAUCGAGAGCAAGCUCGAGAAUGAAGGUGGCGUGUCGCAAGACGAACUCGACAAAAUCUUUAGCGCAGAACGUCAUCGUGGUACGAACGGCACUACGGUUGUGGAGGAUGCUAAUCGCAAGCGCCCAUAUUCGAGCAUCUCAAAUGAAUUCGGCACACCGGCCCCGACUCGUCAGGCACCAUGGGGCUCAGAACCUCGAUCAUUACCCCCAGAAGCAGCUCCUUCAGACGCAUACUACAACAACGCACACUUGGCGCCACAGCCCUCUGCUCUGAAUGACACACCCUCGAAACCCGCCUCCGAGGACGUGGGUGACAUGCCCAUGGAGGACGGCGAGCACGUACCCAACAUUGACGAGGGCGUGCUCAACGACUUUCUCAACUCAGUGCAGCCCCUCUACCCCAUCCUCGCCACGACAAAGACGCGCCAGCAAGCGCUGCUGGCGCAGUGCCCGCUGACUGUCCGCACGGCGUUUGAGAUUGCGCUGCUCGCCGUCGGUCAGAGCACGGCGGGCGAUGUUCAGCAGGCGAGCGCGCUGCUGCACGACUGGGAGAGCAGCGAGGUGCCGCGCAGACGUGCGACGGACAUUGUGCACGCGCAGACGCUACUUUUGCUCAUCAUUGACGCGGAUUGGCGUUCUGUGGCGACGUUGCCAUUCUUGUUGUCGCGCGCCGUCGGCCUCGCAAACAGCAUGAAGCUUUGGAGGCUGCCACCUGUAGAUCCUGCUGCCGAGACGGACUCUGACGAGGCCCUCUGCACGCGCAUCUGGUGGUCGCUCAUCGGCAUGGAUCGGUGGUACGCUGCUGGCACUGGCAAGCCGCCUCAGAUUCCGGACAAUAGCGUGGUAGCCCACGCGGGGCUGGAUGCCGUCCUUGGAGAAACCUGCUACUAUUUCACUCGUCUUUCCAAGCUUCUCAAUCGGAUAUCCUUUGUCAUUUCCAACUUCCCGGUGGGCGUCGCCACUGCGGACGUGCCCAUGGCUGCCAUCCUAGGCGACUACAUUGAAAACUACCGCGAAGAGCUACCCGCGCACGUGGACGCCGCCGCAUACCCCCUGAUCCACCUCGCCUACUGGCACUGCAAGCUUCUCAUCACCCUCUUGACGCCCGGAUCGACCGCCACGGAGACGCUCUGGCCGACCAAGGAGGUGACGCAGCUGCUGCUGGCGACACCGCUGCUGCGCAGCCCGCUCGUCAAUCAUUACGUCUCGCUGGCCGCCAUGUCCAUCACCACGCUGUCCAAGUCGGAGCGCACGCGUGACGAGGCCCUGGCGCUCGCCCGCGACGUUGUCGAGAGCGGCAGCGAGCACUGGGUUGGUGUGCGCGACCGCCUGGCAGAGGUCAUGCGCCCGACAUCGUCGUCUGCUGAUACGGCAGCCGCCAGUCAUGGCCUGCAGCACCUCGCGGAUCUGGCAACGGCCCAUGAAGGCAUUGUUUCCGCGGAGGGCGAAGCGGCUGCCGCUGCUGCCGCUGCGGCGGCGGCGGCAUCUCUUGCUACGGGCUACCUCGAAGUUGCGUAG
Beauveria bassiana ARSEF 2860 is the source of this 2208-nucleotide messenger RNA. RefSeq names its product C6 finger domain protein. Gene Ontology annotation, molecular function: zinc ion binding; DNA-binding transcription factor activity, RNA polymerase II-specific. NCBI's taxonomy places the organism in Eukaryota, Fungi, Ascomycota, Sordariomycetes, Hypocreales, Cordycipitaceae. The coding region runs from base 1 to 2208 and encodes 735 amino acids. The transcript has 3 exons. Gene Ontology annotation, cellular component: nucleus. The record is from RefSeq and is a predicted model, not a curated record.